Messenger RNA from Dovyalis caffra, 1281 nucleotides. NCBI's taxonomy places the organism in Eukaryota, Viridiplantae, Streptophyta, Magnoliopsida, Malpighiales, Salicaceae. The record is from the annotation of a GenBank genome assembly.
AUGGCAGCAGUAGGAGUGGAGAGGAAGCAACAGCAACAAACAGAAUCAACGAUAACGAUGAUGGCGGAGGAGAGCUGCUCGAUGAAAACGGGGGCGGCCAAGCAAGGAGAGGGUUUGAAGCAGUACUAUCUGCAACACAUCCAUGAACUUCAGCUCCUUGUCCGCCAAAAAACCCACAAUCUCAAUCGCCUCGAAGCUCAACGCAAUGACCUUAAUUCGAGAGUGAGGAUGCUUAGAGAAGAGUUGCAGCUACUUCAAGAGCCUGGGUCAUAUGUUGGUGAAGUUGUCAAAGUAAUGGGGAAGAACAAGGUGUUAGUUAAGGUUCAUCCAGAGGGGAAGUAUGUUGUUGAUAUUGAUAAAAGUAUUGAUAUCACAAAGAUUACUCCAUCAACGAGGGUUGCCCUUCGUAAUGACAGUUAUGUUCUUCACCUGAUCUUGCCAAGCAAAGUGGAUCCUUUGGUCAACCUUAUGAAGGUCGAAAAAGUUCCAGAUUCUACCUAUGACAUGAUCGGUGGUCUUGACCAACAAAUUAAAGAAAUAAAAGAGGUUAUUGAACUUCCAAUUAAACACCCUGAAUUGUUUGAGAGUCUUGGAAUCGCCCAACCAAAGGGUGUUCUCCUCUAUGGUCCUCCUGGAACAGGAAAAACCCUACUGGCUAGGGCAGUGGCUCAUCACACUGACUGUACUUUCAUCAGGGUUUCUGGUUCUGAAUUAGUUCAGAAAUACAUUGGAGAAGGCUCUAGAAUGGUCCGAGAGCUUUUUGUUAUGGCAAGAGAGCAUGCUCCAUCAAUCAUUUUCAUGGAUGAAAUUGAUAGUAUUGGUUCUGCUCGAAUGGAAUCUGGGAGUGGCAAUGGUGACAGUGAGGUGCAGCGUACUAUGCUGGAGCUUCUCAAUCAGCUGGAUGGAUUUGAAGCAUCAAACAAGAUAAAGGUUUUGAUGGCUACAAAUCGGAUUGAUAUUCUGGAUCAAGCUCUCCUUAGGCCAGGACGAAUUGACAGGAAGAUUGAAUUUCCGAAUCCUAACGAAGACUCACGUUUCGAUAUCUUGAAAAUUCAUUCAAGAAGGAUGAAUUUAAUGCGUGGGAUUGAUUUGAAGAAGAUAGCCGAGAAGAUGAAUGGUGCAUCUGGUGCAGAGCUCAAGGCGGUGUGCACAGAGGCUGGAAUGUUUGCUCUAAGAGAGAGGAGGGUCCAUGUUACACAAGAAGAUUUUGAGAUGGCAGUAGCAAAGGUCAUGAAGAAGGAGACAGAGAAGAACAUGUCAUUGCGGAAGCUCUGGAAAUAG